Messenger RNA from Pecten maximus, 2376 nucleotides. RefSeq lists its product as uncharacterized. The transcript has a single exon. Bases 4 to 2046 code for a protein of 680 amino acids. The record is from RefSeq and is a predicted model, not a curated record. NCBI's taxonomy places the organism in Eukaryota, Metazoa, Mollusca, Bivalvia, Pectinida, Pectinidae.
UCUAUGCAAAUAACUAUGAUGAACUCCACUGAGAGUGAGCGGAUGUCUGUGCUCUUGUCCACAUUGCUGGAGAGGACUGUUACUGGUACAGACGAGAUGGUUAACAUCAAAAGAAAGGCAGUAGUAUUAGACGAACGCUUUCAAACGUCUGAUAUAGUUGAUAUUUUUCUUACUGGAAGUAAUGGAGAAGGAGUCUCUCUAAGCGGUUCGGAUGUGGACGGAAUGACUGUGUACAAGUGGGCAGAAGUAGUGUACCCUGAUCAGCGUUUCUCUCAACACCUGACGCACAAAUCUAUUAUAUACAUUCGAGAAGCAGAAUGCCGUCCUGGUUAUGUCAAGUUAGAGAUAGGUCAACUUAAAUUUCCAUUUCAACAACUUUUUGAUUCUACACUGGUUAGAAUUGGCAAUUCAAAGUUUAUUUCCAGUGAUAUCUUCAGGGAGAAAAUGGUCUCUCCACUGUCUAAACACACAGGCGUGCAAUUUGAAUCCAAUGGACCAAGCAUUUCGUAUAGAGGGAAUAGAGGAAUCGGUGAUUGUGACUUGGUUGCUUGCUUUCCAUGUAACAGUUGGCCAAGGGAGGCUAACGAAUGGAUCACACGUACACGCCUGUAUGGAUGGCCGCAUCAAACUUUGAUAGACAAGAUUGUAAACAAGGGAUUUCACCUUGUCCCUGUUGGAGAUAAAUGUUCCAAAGAUACAUUUUUACAAUGGCGAAUCUCAUUAGUAGUAGCAGAAAGAUCUUUAGUUCAUUCCUUUAGUCUCCUCCAAGUCAAAGUAUACGUGUUGCUGAAACAUUUCUUAAAACAAAUAAAGGAGACAUUGAAAGAAACCAUUGGAGAUGACGAUAUCUUGUGCUCCUACUUCCUAAAAACAAUCCUGUUUCAUGCAAUAGAAAAUUCAAGCCAAAGGUUCUGGCAAGACAAGAACCUUUUUUAUUGUUUUUGGUUUUGCAUCAACAUUCUGCUUGGGUGGGUCAGGGCCGGAUUCUGUCCCAAUUACUUCAUCCCAACCAACAACAUGUUCCAGAGGAAAGUACACGGACAGCAUCAACAGAUACUGCUGGACAUUUUGUAUAACUACUCUGAGAUGAAAUGGAUGUGCCUUUCAGUGGGAAACCAAAAACCUUCAAUUUGGGAGUCGCUAUGUGACACAUCCAUACAAUCUCUGCUUGUAGUCCCAUGGACUGUAGAAUUUAAGAUGUUGCAUACGGAUAGGGAAAUUUUCACUGCUAUAUCAACGAGAUUGUAUCCCAUGGAAGAGAAUUCAAGCAAUGCGUUUCACUUAUUAUCUACAUCAAAGUCAGAAUUUGAAGAGGUUUACACAUACCAUAAUGCGAUGAGUAGUCUCAGACGUCUUUCAUCAGAACUGAUUUCUGAGGAACUGUAUGAAAACCGCGCUGCACCAGGCAACAAAACAAGGUACCGGAGACUGAGAAAAUGUAAGUACUGGAUAUCCCCUGGUGCUUUAAUGGGAACAGACGUGUUGCAUCUGGCAACUUUUCAUUUUCUGACUGGAAAUUUUACUAAAUGCCUUGGAAUUAGCCGACGGGUAAUGAAACUAGCAACAUUCUUCAGAGAAAACGUGAAACAGGAUCGAGAUUUUUGGAAAUUGCAUUGGCAACCUCAUGGCUGUACAUUAGAGAGGCUUCAGAAAAUAUACACAGACUUCAUCACCUUUCAUACUAAUGGCAUAUAUCUUCCUCAUCUCUGUCUAGAGGUGUCGACGGACAUUCCACCUCUACCAUAUGUCCUCUUUCUGAACUUCUUGUGUUGCCAUGAACUUGGAGACACCAGAGGGCGUGAUGAAGCUUUACACCAACUAAUACAGAUUCAGUAUCACAAGGAACAAGGAGGGCACAAGUUCUGGAUCGUUCACACACUUCUGGGAAUCUGUUAUCAAAUACUCGGGGACUAUCAAAGGGCCAUCAGGGCUUAUUUGGAGUCAUCACAAUCACGGCUUCUAUUUCUUCCGUUCAAUCCUGCAAUUGACAGGAUAGCCAUAGUGUAUCUCUGCAUGUAUGUCUCACAGAGAUCUGACAGAGGAUAGAUGCUGUGCAUACACAUGUAUAUGUAUUGUGUGUUUCACAGAGUUUGACAAGGGAGACCUGUGGUGAAUCAAAUCAUGUCCGACAGAGCUCAGACAGGGUCAACUGCGAUGUAUCUAUGCAUGUGUGUAUAAAAAAGGUCUGGUAGAGUAUAGCCGUGCUUUAUCUAAGUAUGAAUGUCUCAUAGAAGUCUUACAUAUGAUUGCUGUGGUGAAUAUAUGUUUGUAUUACUUGUCUGACAUAUUAAAGUUGUGGUGUGUCUAUUGGUGGAUGUCUCAUACAUGUCUGCCAUAUAUUAAGGGUAAUGUAGUAUGUAUGUAUGUAUGUAUGUG